GCGAAGACCGGCUCCUUGGGAUGGCUGGCUAGGGCUGGUGGUAGCUCCCGAGCUACGUACAUGAACACGGAUGUCAUGAGCAGUGGCAGUGGUACCCAACGGGCCAAAAGGGUCGAGGACAAGCAAGCGGGUGAAUCGAGGAGCGGUCGAGGAGGCGACGGUGGUGGCGCUGUGGCAGGCGUCGAGGAGGGCAGGCUAGACAUGUGUGUGCCGGUCAGGUGCAAUGUCGACGACGCUGGCCACGCCCGGUACCUGGCCUGGGACGGGCAGCUGAGGCCUGUGUCCAUGUCAGCGUCUGACGGCGCAGAGGCUGGCACUGGUGUUGGUGUGCGGGUAUGGGCGUGGGUGGUGGGCGAGGGAGCGGCCCUCUGUUAUCAUGGCUCGCUGCGCUGCUCUCCCACAGCCCCGACGCGCGUCUCUGUUGGGCUAGCACACCUUUUGCGCCAAGCCAGGCCUAGGUCUGAAACCGUGCCUGCUCUGCAAAACUACUCGGGCGUUGUGAUCCUCUCUACCACCGCAACCCAACCCGGCCUACCUACCAUCAACCCACUGCCUGCUCGUCUCUUGCCACCAAGCCCCGACACUGCAGACCAGCCGUACUCGCUCCUCGCCCGCACAGCAGCCUACUCUUGUCGUCCGUCGCCCGCCUGUCUGCCCACCCCCCGCUCCUCCAGGCGGUGAAGUCACUCCCAGCAUCCCACUCGACAGGCUCCCGCCCAUAACAACGCCUC
Molecule: messenger RNA, 731 nt
Organism: Bipolaris maydis ATCC 48331
Lineage: Eukaryota; Fungi; Ascomycota; Dothideomycetes; Pleosporales; Pleosporaceae
Source: RefSeq, a predicted model, not a curated record